Olea europaea var. sylvestris is the source of this 2512-nucleotide messenger RNA. RefSeq lists its product as uncharacterized. Gene Ontology annotation, cellular component: cytoplasm. The record is from RefSeq and is a predicted model, not a curated record. Gene Ontology annotation, molecular function: protein kinase binding. Lineage: Eukaryota; Viridiplantae; Streptophyta; Magnoliopsida; Lamiales; Oleaceae. Bases 536 to 2398 code for a protein of 620 amino acids. The transcript is spliced from 5 exons.
UAUAUAUGUCUCUUUCUGGAUAUUGAUUCUUAUUUCUAUACGCAAGUAACGUAACUCCCCACACCAACAAUCUUACCUUCUCUCUCUCUCUCUCUCUCUACUUCUUCAUAGGCACAGGCACAGUGGCAGAAUCUGAGUGAUCCUAAAUCUGCCUUGUAUUCUACUUCACAAAUUCAAAAGAAUUUGAACUCAGCAACUCUCAACCUGGCGCUGUUUAUCUUCAUUGGGAAUAUAUAUGGUGAAGCUUCUGGAAAAAAAUUGCUCAGUUUUUCACUCUGGCCGACCCUCUUCCGGUAAAAUCGUUUGGCUUCUUGAAAUGGGCUAGUGCUGAAACAAGAGAACACCACAUCCAAAUUUCACUUCUCGAUUCUACUUAUUCGCAUUCAUCGGAUUCUACUGUGUCAUUGCUUUGGCGACUGCCUAUUGGUUAUAGCUAAGAUUUCCAUUAUCUAAAAUUGUUCUUUCCAUAAUCUGCAAAGAGCCCUGAUUUCUUGGGUUGAAUUUGAAGUUAUUCAGAAGUGCAUCGAUAUUCAGAAUGGCCUUUCUUAAUUGUUUUUGCUCUUCGUGGAGGAAAAAGAAAAAGAAUAAGGAGAAGGAAGUCAAAACCAUGCACGUGAAGCUCGAGCAUGGCACGAAAACUUCACAGGAUUACGAGUUGAAAUCAACUUCUUUCAGGGUUCCGGUUCCUCUCCAUAUUCCGAGGAGUUCUAGGUGCACAGUUAAGGUGAUGAAUAACGAGAGUUCGGUUGGGGGUGAUGAUGAAGAGAUAGACUACGAAGGGGGAGACGAGCAUGAUGAGAAUUUGUUGAUGAAGAGGGACAACACGGAUAUUGAGUACCGAAAGGUGGUAGAUGAAGAUUCUAAGGCUGGCGUUGAGAUGAUUAGAAGUGGGCAUAUUAGUGAUCCCAGCACUGGGAAGGCGGAGUUUUGUGCUUCUCCAAUACUUAAGCGCUCGUGCUCUGACAUUUUGAUAAGGAAUGUAAAUUACGCGGUGGAUGAACAAAUGCCGCCUUUCAAAUCCAAAUCAUUCGAGGAAAUACAAAGAUUAGCAGAAAAGUUCCAGGACGAAGUUCUAGAUUAUCCUGAGACUCCAGUUUCUGCUAUGACACAAUGUAGCGCAGACAAAGCAAUGUUGAAGAAGCACUCUUCAAGCCAAAUACUUCCAUCCAGAAGUCGAAAAUUGUGGUGGAAACUGUUCCUCUGGAGCCACAGGAACCUGCAUAGAGACGGGACCACAAAACCACAGCCAAUUGCAAUCAAGCCCGCCCUCAACCAACAAGGUGGAUACUGUUCAGACACCAUAGAACCAAGAAAAGCAGAGAAAUUUAGCAAGGAAUGCAAGGGUAAAGACAUCCUUAACAUAGGUAACCAAAGCUGGGAUGGAUUUUAUGGAGUUUCUGGCAUGUGGCCUCAAAACCAGCGGGUUGCUUUUCCUACAGAAUCAUCUCCAUUUGAAAGAAUCGAUUGGGUGAAAGAAAUUUCUGUGCAGCCUCCAUUCGUGGUCGACAGUGGUGAUCACACUGAAGAUGGCACUUUCUUCCCACCCUCUGCUAAGAAUAGUAGAUCACCAGCAAAUCGGAAUCCCGAGGAGAUUAUGUAUGCCAACAGCAUUAUCCAGUCUCUGAAUUCUUCAUCGACUGUGGCACACAUUACAGGCAUUGGACUGAAAGUUAUACCAUCCAUUUCACAUUUGUCUAGCCUUCGAUCAGUCAAUAUGUCUUCCAAUUCCAUAGGUCAGAUAACUCCAGGAUCUCUGCCAAAGGGUCUCCACAUUCUUAAACUGUCCAAGAACAACAUAAGCACAAUCGAAGGUCUGAGAGAAUUAACUCGACUCCGGGUGCUUGAUCUCAGUUACAAUCGAAUUUCUCGAAUUGGUCAAGGGUUGUCGAAUUGUAUGCUCAUAAAAGAGCUCUAUCUUGCUGGAAACAAAAUAAGUAAUGUUGAGGGUCUGCAUAGACUUUUGAAGUUAACCGUCCUGGACUUGAGCUUCAACAAAAUAACCACAACAAAAGCAUUUGGUCAGCUUGUGGCAAACUGCGAUUCUCUGGUUGCUCUAAAUCUAUUAGGCAAUCCUGUUCACAACAAUAUCGGUGAUGAUCAAUUGCGCAAGACCAUAUGCAGUCUUCUCCCAAAACUGGUUUUCCUCAGUAAGCAGCCUAUAAAUCCUAACAAGCUACGCGAGGUAGGCACGGAAGCCAUUGCUAAAGCUGCACUUGGGAAUAGCAUUCGGAGCAUCCGACGAAAAACAGUGAAGAGGGUCAGUCGAGGGGGUUCAUCGUCCUCCACUCUGCACAGGAGCAGUGCAACUGCCGCUCGCCAGAGCAGGCAUGGAGCAAAAAUCCGUUCUAACCAUCACUCUUCUUUGAUGGAAAAGUCAGUUGUGUAUUCUUCCCGUUAGAACUUACUGUUCUUGGAAUACCAGCUUGAAAAUCAGUGUCUUCUUGUAGGAGGAACAGGUUGCUUGCCUAUUGAAUUCUGAAUUUAUAAUUAUAAACCAGCAGUUCUGGAUUAA